This is a messenger RNA of Aspergillus caelatus, 1188 nucleotides long. Its product is annotated as sideroflexin family transporter. The transcript has 5 exons. NCBI's taxonomy places the organism in Eukaryota, Fungi, Ascomycota, Eurotiomycetes, Eurotiales, Aspergillaceae. The record is from RefSeq and is a predicted model, not a curated record. Gene Ontology annotation, molecular function: monoatomic ion transmembrane transporter activity. Bases 1 to 1188 code for a protein of 395 amino acids. Gene Ontology annotation, cellular component: mitochondrial inner membrane. Gene Ontology annotation, biological process: monoatomic ion transport; mitochondrial transmembrane transport.
AUGUCCACAUCACUGCCAGGAAAUCGGGAUUUGCCCGCGUCGCAGUAUGAUCUCUCGACAACAUUGUUUACAUCAAGCGCCGGACUGCAGAAUGCGAAAGACCUUCUCACGAAGUACAGAUCGGGGCAAAUCCAGAGCAUGAGCCCAGAAUUGUGGCAGGCUAAGAAGAUUGUCGAUUCAACCUUGCAUCCCGAUACAGGAGAGCCAGUGCUUCUACCAUUCCGCAUGUCGUGCUAUGUCUUCUCCAAUUUGAUUGUUACCGCGGGCAUGCUUAUCCCGGGAAUGAAGUGGAAAGGCACUUUGGCCUGGCAAAUUGCCAACCAAUCCUUGAAUGUGGCCAUCAACAGUGCGAACGCGAACAAAUCCACUCCUCUUUCCACAGCGGGAAUGAUCAAAUCGUAUCUCAUGGCGGUAUCUGCUUCUUGCUCGGUCGCGCUCGGGCUGAAUUCCAUUGUUCCAAGACUAAAGUCGGUUUCACCAAGUACGAAAGUGAUUCUAGGACGCCUCGUCCCUUUCGCAGCUGUUGCCAGUGCUGGUGCGCUCAACGUGUUUCUCAUGCGCGGCGAGGAAAUUAGACAAGGAAUCGAUGUUUACCCAUUCACAUCAGUGGCACGUGAAGAAGUAGACACUGGAGAGAAGGUCCCGGUGACAAGCUUGGGGAAGAGCCAGAAGGCUGCAACUAUCGCGGUGGGCGAGACAGCCAUUAGUCGCGUUGUCACUUCUACGCCGGUUAUGGUCAUCCCACCUCUCCUUCUUCUGCGCUUCCAGAAGACGGAGUUGCUGAAGAGGCGUCCAUACCUUGCGAUGCCUAUCAAUAUAGUUGAUAGAAACCACCAAAACGAAAAGAACAACCUCCCACAACAGCAGACAUUGUUCUACCCAUGUGUCUAUACCACGCAAUAUCCAAAAGAGGCCCCAAUAUCUGAAACUUUAAUCGAUGAGAAGUUAAAGAAUUUCGACGCAGAUUUCAUCAAACUGGGCGACGAGCUCCGCCAUGAAAGGAAGAUGAAGGUAGUAAAAUACUACACUCAACAUUCGAGUGAUGAUAAGAAGAGGUUGAAACUGUUGCUGCGUUUUGCAAUCGUCUCGAAGCUACGUAAAAUGCAGCGUUUGCCGAAGAGAGAAGCCGAUGCUGAAAGGCUGGCUAUGUUUCAAGACCCCAAUUUUGGCUCUCGUGUGGAUGCCUAA